Molecule: messenger RNA, 725 nt
Organism: Brachypodium distachyon (stiff brome)
Lineage: Eukaryota; Viridiplantae; Streptophyta; Magnoliopsida; Poales; Poaceae
Product: arabinogalactan peptide 16-like
Exons: 2
Coding region: 237-458 (73 amino acids)
Source: RefSeq, a predicted model, not a curated record
GUUGGCUGCGUUCCCGAACCCGAAAUUUAAGGGAGAGAAGAGAAAUAGAGAGAGAGAGAGGCGGUGAGGUGGAGGCGCUGAAAGCGAUUCCUUGCUCUCCUCCUCUCCCCAACCCCCCUCGCCUAGCAGCUUCCGGCGGUCUUGUCUUCUUCCUCCCCGUGCCAGCGGUCGGCGAGAAGGCGGAGGGUUACCUGAAAUUAAGAAAGCGAAUUAGGGAGAGGAGACGAGAGGAGGGAAUGGCGGCGACAUGGACCUCCGUGGGCCUGGUGGCGGUGGCAGUGCUGGUGGUGGGCAUCGCAAUGCCGGCUUCCGCCGCCGGGCAGCCGCCCGCGCCCGCGCCUUCCAGCGACGGCACAUCGAUUGACCAGGGGAUCGCAUAUGUGCUGAUGCUGGUGGCCCUUGUGCUCACUUACCUCAUUCAUCCAUUGGACGCUACCUCUCCAUACAAGCUCUUCUAAUCCCAAUUUCUAUUAAUUGUACCUGUAGAGCUAGCAGUGCGAGGGCAAGAUUAGGAUUUAGGUGAGGGUGUGGUAUUCUAUUUUUGUAUGUGCGUCAAAUGGUUAUGAACAUGUUUGGUGGUGGCAUGAUUCUGCUUUUAUGCGAGUGUUUGCUAUUCAGUUCCUGCUAAAGUACAUGUGUAUUUCACUGACUCUUUCCGCUUGCCAUGUGCUGUGAUUAGCAGUCGGUUAGGUUUUGCAAAGAAAAUAAAAGGAGAUCAAAGGUUA